Messenger RNA from Micropterus salmoides (largemouth bass), 2064 nucleotides. RefSeq names its product serpin peptidase inhibitor, clade H (heat shock protein 47), member 1b (gene serpinh1b). Gene Ontology annotation, biological process: collagen fibril organization; negative regulation of endopeptidase activity. Gene Ontology annotation, cellular component: endoplasmic reticulum. Bases 181 to 1398 code for a protein of 405 amino acids. Gene Ontology annotation, molecular function: serine-type endopeptidase inhibitor activity. NCBI's taxonomy places the organism in Eukaryota, Metazoa, Chordata, Actinopteri, Centrarchiformes, Centrarchidae. The record is from RefSeq and is a predicted model, not a curated record. The transcript is spliced from 7 exons.
AGGAAAGGGAGACAUCCUCAUUUGCAUAUCCCAUUCCCACUUCUGGAAAGUUCUUUCUCAGGAUAUAUAUUUGUAGGGCAGGAGAGUCUGUUACAGACAGCUUCUCGCAGGACGCAACUCAGACAAGAAGCCCAGCGAAUCUGUGCCAGGCUGCUACAGCUGCUUUCAGAGUCAGACAGGAUGUGGAUGACAAACGUCGUAGCCCUAUGUCUGCUGGCCCUCGUGGCCUCUGCAGAGGACAAGAAGCUGAGCAGCCAUGCCACCACGCUGGCUGAUAACAGCGCCAAUCUGGCCUUCAGCCUCUACCACAACAUGGCAAAGGAGAAAGACACAGAGAACAUCCUCAUCUCUCCUGUGGUGGUGGCCUCCUCUCUGGGGAUGGUGGCUCUUGGCAGCAAGGCCUCCACUGCCUCCCAGGUCAAAACAGUCCUCAGUGCUGACAAACUGAAGGAUGAGCAUCUGCAUACAGGCCUGUCUGAGCUGCUGUCUGAGGUGAGCGAUGCCAAGACACGCAACACUACCUGGAAGAUCAACAACCGCCUCUAUGGCCCCAGCUCUGUCACCUUUGCUGACGAUUUUGUGAAGAACAGCAAGAAGCACUACAACUAUGACCAUUCAAAAAUAAACUUCAGGGACAAGAGGAGCGCAGUGAACUCCAUCAACGAGUGGGCUGCCAAGUCAACAGGUGGCAAGCUGCCUGAGGUCACCAAGGAUGUGCAGAACCCAGAUGGAGCCAUGAUUGUCAACGCCAUGUUUUUCAAGCCUCACUGGGAUCAGAAAUUCCAUGAUAAAAUGGUAGACACACGUGCUUUCCUGGUUACCCGCUCAUUCAGCAUUUCGGUUCCUAUGAUGCAUCGUACAGGUCUGUAUGACUUCUAUGAGGACACAGAGAACCGUAUCUAUGUGCUGAACAUGCCUCUGGGCCAGAAGCAGGCCUCUAUGAUCUUUAUCAUGCCCUACCACCUGGAGUCCCUGGAACGCCUGGAGAAGCUCCUGACCAGGAAGCAGGUGGACACCUGGCUUAACAAGAUGGAGAACAGAGCUGUGGCCAUUUCCCUCCCGAAAGUCUCACUGGAAGUCAGCCACGACCUGCAGAAACAUCUGGCUGAGCUCGGCUUGACCGAGGCCGUGGACAAAGCCAAGGCUGACUUGUCCAACAUUUCUGGAAAGAAGGACCUCUACCUUUCGAACAUCCUCCACGCGUCUGCCCUGGAGCUGGACAUAGAUGGAAACCCAUACGACACCAGCAUCUUUGGCACUGAAAAGCUGAGGAACCCCAAACUUUUCUACGUAGACCACCCCUUCAUUUUCAUGGUGAAGGACAACAAGACCAGCUCCAUCAUGUACAUUGGCAGAGUGGUUAGACCUAAAGGAGACAAGAUGCGCGAUGAGCUAUAAUAAUGUUGUGAAUUGUGGUUGGUAGCUUUAUUAUUUGUGAAACAAUGGCAGGAAACUGUGUAUUUUAUUUUUUUUUGGUAUGACUGUUACCUCAUGAGCACAUUCCAAUACACAAUCUGUCGACUGUUAUCAAACACACCAAACCUUUCCAGGGAACAAUUCUGUAAAACGGACUCAGCCUUAAGCCCCCUUAGACUGAAUAAUGUUCUCAAUUACAAAUAAGUAUUUUAGAUUUCCUUUUAGAAACAAACAGCAGUUGGCACAGCAGACAACAUGCUUAUAUUAAGUAUGAUCCUUUUUCCUUUACACCCUGUUAUUGCAAGUAUUGGUUCAGCUAUGAUCUCUGUGUGUUUUCUUGCAUUAUCUUUAAUGUUUAAAGAAAAAAAGAUAAUUGCACAAGCUUGUUUUACAGGUCUGUGUCAUUCCUUCCCUACAAUCUUACAGAUUCUUUUUUAAAUGUUGCAAUGUCCAGUCUGCACUGAAUUGUUCCUCUGCAUGAGCUGAGCUUGCAGAGGAAAGGUGGCAAAUGUCUGGUGUUUAAUUUAUGUUCACUUGCCAGCCAUACUGGGUCAUUUUGUUGCUGUAGGUAUUUUCCACAAAGCAGUUGUUGGAAUCGUGUGAUUAUGUAAUAAUGUGUUCAUUUUUCAAUAAAAAAAGAAAAUGAUA